AUGUUUCUGCAUCAGCUCGACCUUACGACGGCAUUGCGCCCAUCUUUGCUGCCGGAAGAGACACUCUUAUUUGUACAGGAUGCUGUUGGCUUGUAUGAGGGCAAAUACAAGAUCCCGCAAUAUCAGAAUGGGCAGGCGUACUUGACUUCGCAUCGUGCAUGCUAUGUAGAUCACAACGAGCCACGACAAAACUCCGUAGCCAUCUAUCUGAAAGAUGUAGAGCGACACGAGUUCUAUGCUGGCUUUCUCAAAUCAUCUCCCAAGAUCACACUCUACCCUAAGCCAUCUAAGCAACUUUCGAGGGCUCCAGGCGCCACAAGUCAUGCAGGCACCACGUCGGAGAGACGAGGGAGUCCUGCAUCUGCAGCUGCAACACCUGUCAGCGCAACAUGGGUCUGCCCAAUAUGCUCCUUCUCGAACCCAGUUCCGUCGAACUUCGAUCCUGCUACCGCGAACGCUCGAACACCAUUGCCACCAUGUCUUGCAUGUGGCAUAAAGCCUCCACUGGUGCAUGUGGUCAAGGCUGCGAUAUCUGCGAUGUCGAACCGGCAAACAAUAGGUCCACCCCCUAGCUACAACGACGGAGCUCUGAACAUUUCGGCUCCUAACAGUGGAAGUCUUACUUUCUCGGGUUCUGGCGCGCUUCCGUGCCCACGCUGUACCUUCCAGAAUCACCCUUCAUUGAAAUCUUGUGAAAUGUGUGGAGGCCCAAUCGGAUCCGCAAUAGACAAAAGGCUGGAUGUGCCUCAUGAAAUUGGGCGAGCCGAGUCUCCAGGUCCCUCUCUUCGUGGUCCUCUGAAAGAUGAGGCUAUUCAAUCCAUCAAGUUCUCGUUUCGUGGUGGCGGCGACAAGAUAUUCCAUGAGCGUCUGAAGAACGCGCUCGUGCAGCGGAAAUGGCUCCUUCAAAGCGCACCACCGAUCCCAAAACCGCGCCCAGCAUUAGGCUCGUUCGAUGACGCCUACUCAAGCAAUGCAGAUGCUCCAGUAGUCGAUCUCGCACGUAACAAAGUCGUCGGAAUAGCGGGUCUAGAACGAAGAGGUCUUGAGCAGAAGCGGAACAACGAAGCUGUUAUUGGAGGCGCUUUCGAGGACCUUGAGGCUUUGAUGACGUCCGCUAAAGAGAUCAUUGCGCUUGCUGAACAGUUCUCCUCUCAAGCAAAUCUAGGCGGUAAUGGAAGUUCUGAUGCGAACGCCCUGGCAUCGCAAUCUGCUUCUGCUUUAGGGCUCGUAACAACGAAAGAUAUGCUUGGAUCAGGAUCAGGUUCGGAAUCACUCUACGUCUCAGAGCUGUCCAGAAACCUCGCGGAAUGGCUGACGGAUGACACGCGCGGCAUAUUACGGCGAGAAGGCGGCAUCGUGACACUAGUCGAUCUAUGGGCUGUGUUCAACCGUGCCAGAGGCGGCGUAGAACUGGUGAGUCCAGCCGACUUCGAGAAGGCGGCGAGGUUGUGGGAUAAACUUAAGCUACCCGUCCGCCUUCGACAAUUUAAGAGUGGACUUCUCGUGGUGCAAGGCCGCGACCGAACAGACGAGAAGACCAUCGCAAGUCUCCUCGCAUGGCUCAAAGAGCUACACAACGAGUCGGUUACAGAUGUUUCAUGGGAUGUACAGGCAUUCGGAAGAGGAGUUACCGCACAGGAAACCGCGGAACGAUUUGGUUGGAGCGUCGGAGUGGCUACCGAAGAGCUCGAGAUGGCUGAAGAAGCGGGCGCUUUAUCUCGGGAACAGGGACUCGAAGGAAUAAGAUUCUGGGAGAACUGGCUGGUCAAGAUGCCUAACCAUACGGCGGACACGUAG
This is a messenger RNA of Didymosphaeria variabile, 1797 nucleotides long. RefSeq names its product Vacuolar protein-sorting-associated protein 36 (gene VPS36). Gene Ontology annotation, biological process: protein transport to vacuole involved in ubiquitin-dependent protein catabolic process via the multivesicular body sorting pathway. The record is from RefSeq and is a predicted model, not a curated record. Bases 1 to 1797 code for a protein of 598 amino acids. Gene Ontology annotation, molecular function: phosphatidylinositol-3-phosphate binding; ubiquitin binding. Lineage: Eukaryota; Fungi; Ascomycota; Dothideomycetes; Pleosporales; Didymosphaeriaceae. Gene Ontology annotation, cellular component: late endosome membrane; ESCRT II complex. The transcript is spliced from 3 exons.